Knipowitschia caucasica is the source of this 1386-nucleotide messenger RNA. NCBI's taxonomy places the organism in Eukaryota, Metazoa, Chordata, Actinopteri, Gobiiformes, Gobiidae. The record is from the annotation of a GenBank genome assembly.
AUGCAAUUAGAGCAGUGCAAAGACAACGAGAGUGAAUCUAAUAAGUAUCAUGUCACAGAGACUGAUGGAGCAGUGGCGAGCGAGAGGAGCAUCCUGUCUGAGGCUGAGGACGGGGCCGAGAGGAGCAUCCUGUCUGAGGCUGAGGACAGGGCCGAGAGGAGCAUCCUGUCUGAGGCUGAGGACAGGGCCGAGAGGAGGAGCAUCCUGUCUGAGGCUGAGGACGGAGCCGAGAGGAGCAUCCUGUCUGAGGGUGAGGACGGAGCCGAGAGGAGCAUCCUGUCUGAGGCUGAGGACGGGGCCGAGAGGAGCAUCCUGUCUGAGGCUGAGGACGGAGCCGAGAGGAGCAUCCUGUCUGAGGCUGAGGACAGGGCCGAGCGGAGCAUCCUGUCUGAGGCUGAGGACGGGGCCGAGAGGAGCAUCCUGUCUGAGGCUGAGGACGGGGCCGAGAGGAGCAUCCUGUCUGAGGCUGAGGACGGGGUCGAGAGGAGCAUCCUGUCUGCUGCUGAGGACGGAGCCGAGAGGAGCAUCCUGUCUGAGGCUGAGGACGGAGCCGAGAGGAGCAUCCUGUCUGAGGCUGAGGACGGGGCCGAGAGGAGCAUCCUGUCUGAGGCUGAGGACGGGGCCGAGAGGAGCAUCCUGUCUGAGGCUGAGGACGGGGUCGAGAGGAGCAUCCUGUCUGAGGCUGAGGACGGGGCCGAGAGGAGCAUCCUGUCUGCUGCUGAGGACGGAGCCGAGAGGAGCAUCCUGUCUGAGGCUGAGGACGGAGCCGAGAGAAGCAUCCUGUCUGAGGCUGAGGACGGAGCCGAGAGGAGCAUCCUGUCUGCUGCUGAGGACGGAGCCGAGAGGAGCAUCCUGUCUGAGGCUGAGGACGGGGCCGAGAGGAGCAUCCUGUCUGAGGCUGAGGACGGGGCCGAGAGGAGCAUCCUGUCUGCUGCUGAGGACGGGGCCGAGAGGAGCAUCCUGUCUGAGGCUGAGGACGGAGCCGAGAGGAGCAUCCUGUCUGAGGCUGAGGACGGGGCCGAGAGGAGCAUCCUGUCUGCUGCUGAGGACGGAGCCGAGAGGAGCAUCCUGUCUGAGGCUGAGGACGGGGCCGAGAGGAGCAUCCUGUCUGAGGCUGAGGACAGGGCCGAGAGGAGCAUCCUGUCUGAGGCUGAGGACGGGGCCGAGAGGAGCAUCCUGUCUGAGGCUGAGGACGGAGCCGAGAGGAGCAUCCUGUCUGAGGCUGAGGACGGGGCCGAGAGGAGCAUCCUGUCUGAGGCUGAGGACGGAGCCGAGAGGAGCAUCCUGUCUGAGGCUGAGGACGGGGCCGAGAGGAGCAUCCUGUCUGAGGCUGAGGACAGGGCCGAGAGGAGCAUCCUGUCUGCUGCUGAGGCUCGGAGAAUCUAA